This is a messenger RNA of Anisakis simplex (herring worm), 1770 nucleotides long. NCBI's taxonomy places the organism in Eukaryota, Metazoa, Nematoda, Chromadorea, Rhabditida, Anisakidae. The record is from the annotation of a GenBank genome assembly.
AUGAAAGCCGGCCGUAUGAACUGGACUCGUACAGCCGAGUUUUUGAAAACUUUACGAAAUAUCAUCACGAUGUUGAGUGCAAACACAAACAACCAGCAAGAGUUGAUAUUCGAGCAAGAUGCGACGAGAAAGCAGUUGGCGGAACGACCGCCAUGCACCGAUGAACAAGACGACGAACGGUCGAUAAUGAACACCGGUAAUAACAACAACCACUCGUCAACAUCAUCGUCGUGCAACGAUCCAUUCCGAUUUCAAGGUGAAGGAGUUUCAUUCAAAGGGAAACUGAUCGGGGUUCGUGAUGUGGACAGUGCACGCGGUGAUGUGAUGUGUUCUGAGGCAAUGCGUCUCGCCAAAGCAUCCAUCAAAGCCAGUGGCCAGCACAAACAACGAAUCGUACUCAACAUCUCUAUCGAAGGACUCAAAAUCAAAGACGAAAAAACAUUGGUGUGUGUGUGUUUGUGCCUUCGUUUAUCAUUCGUUCCUUUCUGUUGCACCUUUUCGCUUUACGCCUCACUCCCUUCACCACUUUACACAACUUCCCGGUGUCUAGAAUUUCGUUUAUCGCCCGUGAUACAACUGAUGCGCGUGCUUUUGGCUUCGUCUAUGGAAGUUCUGAUAACACGUACAAAUUUUAUGGGCGGUGAUGCGAGUACGACUGAAGGAGAUAAAAAUGGCGAUCAAGUGGGUAAUAAAGUGGAUAAUAAUGUUGCAGUGGCGGAUUUGUUAGAUCUGGAGUCAGAGUUGUUCAAUUUAGAGCAGGGUGUUGAACAGCUGCAGAGUAUACCAACUUUCUGCGAGGAUUAUCAAACUAAUGGGUGUAAUAACUAUGCUAAUUCAGACGAUCAAUGGCCUGUUCCAUGCAAUAAUCAACAACAACUGAAUGCAUUUGCUAGUGACAACAUAACUGAUCAGAUGAAUGUGCAGAAUAGUUUUAAUGAACGAUUGGCGUUGUCUUCAAACAACACAGCGAAUCAGUUGAAUGGUAUCCACAUGAUCAAUCCAUUCAGCGAUAACUAUUAUUCAUAUAAUACUAGUAAUAAUGUCGCAUCAACACCGGGCAAUUUUCAACAACAACAACAGCAAAGUAACAAUAAUAAUGGUACUAAUAAUCAGUUAAUGGAUAGUCAAUUCAAUGAUUUUCAUAAGCCUCGACAACAAUUUAGCACCGUUCAUUCAGCACCGAAUUUCGAGACGAACGCAUUUUCGGAAACGAAUCCGUUUCUGAAUUCGACGAAUCAGAAAUUUGAACUGCCGUCACAGACUCAGCCAGAUCCGUUCGAUACUCAAAAAGCGCAAUCGAUCAUCGAAUUCAUCAACAAUAAGUCGAAGCAACAAAAUCAAUUCAACAAUACUUUUAACUCGAAUUCCACCUCAUUUGCUGAUUUCGAUAAUGAAAACAAGAUGACGCGUUCACCUUGCAAAUCAAAACCGGAUACAAAUCACCCGAAGGUGACAACAUUAGAAGAAGCAUUCACGAAGUUGGUUGAUAUGGAUUCAUUGAUGAAGCAGUCGUCACAUUCAUCUGAUAUUGUGAACAGUAAAAGCAACGUCACCAAUACGAAUCCUUUCAGUGUUAUUCUCAGUCCACCAAAAGUACCGUUAUCGGCGAUGCCUUCUUCUUACAAUCCGUCACCUCUGAUUAACACAAGCACUGUAGCAUCCUCACACCAAGCCAUACCCUAUUCAGCAUCUGCACCAUUCGUUUCUUCGCUUCAGAGUAAUACCGCUAUCACUAACAAUGACCCUUUUAAUGACGCUUUCUUUCGCUGA